Molecule: messenger RNA, 10299 nt
Organism: Colletes gigas
Lineage: Eukaryota; Metazoa; Arthropoda; Insecta; Hymenoptera; Colletidae
Gene: Dhc62B
Product: dynein axonemal heavy chain 7
Exons: 26
Coding region: 134-10081 (3315 amino acids)
Biological process (GO): microtubule-based movement
Cellular component (GO): dynein complex
Molecular function (GO): dynein light intermediate chain binding; ATP binding; minus-end-directed microtubule motor activity
Source: RefSeq, a predicted model, not a curated record
ACUGAUUAUCGAGGAACUGGUAAAGAGUCAUCGUCUCUUCAAUCUUGAAAUUUGCAACGCGUUUGAAACUGUGAGAGAACGAGCUUCGAAUGUCCCCAACACUACCAAAGAAUUGCUCGAAUUAGGCGAAUAUAUGUUAUGGGCCGCGUCGACGUUAAUGAGAUCAUUGGAAGAAAAGAUUACUCUUUCGUUGCGUAUGAUGGCGUCUCUAAUUGAAAUGACAGCUUUAACCAAAGAUCACAUUGAGCUAAAUAACACUACUAUCCAUUGGCUGAAGCGGAUAAGGCCGAUAUUCGAUCAAAGCAGCGCUCUUUACGAACAAAUAAAAUUCGAGCUGGAGGACAAGCUCCAAAGUAGAAUCGAAGUCGUGAAUAAAGAAAUCGAGAACAUGUUUCCCAGGUUGGAGAUAAUGAACGACAUGGACGACAUGAAUCGUAUACGGGAGUACAUAGAAUUCAUGCGAAAAUUCGCACGCGACCUGGAACGUAUGGACGAAAGGAUAAAGUCGAUCAACGACGAGGAGCAGCUCUUUCAGUACCCUCUCUCUCAGUAUCCUCGCAUCAAUGAACUGAAAGAAAACAUAAUGCCGUAUUACGAUUUAAUUUAUCGCGGUUACCGCUGGCAGAGAUGCCGUGACGUUUGGUUAGAUGGCCCGUUCGAGUACUUGGAUGCGGACGAUAUCGACAACAAGUCAACCGAGUACUUUGGAGAUUUCAAUAAGAUCAGCAAACAGUACAGGACAAGAAUAAAAAUGGAACUUGCGAUAAGCUAUCCGCACGGUUUCAUAGGAUCGCCGGACGAUCCGGAUCCGUUUCAGCAACCGGCGCCUUUAAACCUUUGCCACCAACUCAUCGAGGACAUCAAAUGGUUUAAGAAAUACGUACCUCUGUUGGCGGUUUUCCGAAAUCCGGCAGUGCGGCAAAUUCACUGGGAUGAAAUGUCGCUUAUAUCUGGAUUCGACGUUACUCCCAACGCUGGUACAACCUUCCGAAAGAUUAUAAAUAUGGAUCUGAUGGAAAAUUUAGAAAAGUAUGAAAUGAUAAGCACGAGCGCGACGAAGGAACAGAUGCUCGAGGAAUCGUUGACGAAGAUGAUCAGCGAGUGGGACGACGUGUUAUUCACCACUGUGUCGUACAAAGACACGGGUGUGCAUAUCUUGUCGCAGCUCGACGAUAUUCAAGGUCUUUUGGAGGAGCACAUCAUAAAAGUCCAAGCGAUGCGGGGAUCGGCGUUCGUCAAGCAAAUCGAGGAGGAAGUUAAACAAUUUUACUCUCUCUUAUUACGAAUGCAAUCGACGAUCGAAGAAUGGACCAAAGUACAAGUACACUGGAUAUAUUUGUUACCCAUAUUUUCGAGCAGGGAUAUCGUGGCUCAGUUGCCCGAAGAGGAGAUGCUGUUCAUUCAGGUCGAUCGAAUAUUUCGCAGCGCGAUGAACGGCGUUACUAAGGAUCCUCGAGUUCGAGAAACCGCAGGCUCUGUGGGUCUCCUCGAAAUUAUGCUAGAAGCAAAUACGUUGAUGGAGAAAGUGAACGAUGGCGUGUUGAAUUACUUGGAGAAGAAGAGGCUUUUCUUUCCCCGAUUUUUUUUCCUUAGUAACGACGACAUGCUCGAGAUAUUGUCCGAGACCAAAGAACCUAUGCGGGUGCAACCUCAUCUUCGAAAAUUAUUCGAGGGGAUAAAUAAACUAGGAUUUAACGAUCAAAUGGAGAUAUAUUCGAUGUUUAGCGAAGACAACGAGGUGGUCAAUAUGCAGGAUAAAAUCUUAACGGCUGAAGCGAGAGGUUGCGUGGAACGGUGGCUCAUUCAGGUCGAGGAACAAAUGGUAAAGUCUAUAAGGCACGAAGUCCUCAUGAGCUACUUAGAUUACGAAGUGAACAAGCGAGUCGUGUGGGUGCUCAUAUGGCCCGGUAUGGUCGUGCUAUGCGUCUCCCAAAUUUAUUGGAGCAUGGAGGUUCAAAACGUUUUGAUGACUCACAUGCUCUCCGCCAUGGAAACGCUCUACGCGAAUCUCAUGUCUCAAGUAUUGGAGAUGGUCGAGCUGGUCCGAGGUAGGCAACUCUCAAAGCAAAAUCGAACCACGUUGAACGCUGUCAUUACAUUGGACGUGCACGCUAUGGACGUCGUCAAGUCCUUGAUCGACAAGAAGAUCACGGACGAGACGGACUUCGAAUGGUUGGCGCAACUGCGUUAUUAUUGGGAGGACGACGUAUUUGUCAGAAUUAUAUACACAACAGUGCCGUACGCGUACGAGUAUAUUGGAAAUUGUCCUCGUCUCGUCAUUACCCCUUUAACGGAUAGAUGUUAUCGCACGUUGAUCGGAGCGUAUUCUUUGCACUUGAACGGAGCACCGGAAGGUCCGGCUGGUACAGGCAAGACCGAGACUACGAAAGAUCUGAGCAGAGCGAUAGCAGUGCAGUGCGUAGUGUUCAAUUGCUCCGAGGGUUUGGACUACAAGAACAUGGGUAAAUUCUUCAAAGGUCUCGCGUCCUGCGGAGCGUGGUCCUGUUUCGACGAGUUCAACAGAAUCGAGCUGGAGGUGCUGUCCGUGGUCGCGCAGCAAAUUCUCUGCAUCAUCCAAGCGGUGCGCGGCCAAAUGGAGACGUUCUUGUUCGAAGGGACGGAAUUGAAGCUAAACCCUGCCGUCUACGUUUGCAUCACGAUGAAUCCCGGCUACGCAGGCCGCACCGAGUUGCCCGACAAUCUAAAAGUCCUUUUUAGAACGGUGGCGAUGAUGGUACCCGACUAUGCCAUGAUCGCCGAGAUCUUCCUCUAUUCGUCGGGUUUCAGCACCGCCCGCGAACUGUCCACGAAGAUCGUCACCACCUACAAACUCUGCUCGGAGCAACUGUCCACGCAAUCCCAUUACGACUACGGCAUGCGAGCUGUGAAAACAGUCCUGACGGCGGCGCAGAAUAUAAAACUGAAAUUCCCGCUGGAGGACGAGUCGGUGCUUUUGCUCAGAUCCGUGAUCGACGUGAAUCUGCCGAAAUUCUUGGCCCACGACGUCCCGCUGUUCCAAGGCAUCGUCUCCGAUUUAUUCCCCGGCCUGGAACUUCCUUCGCCCAGUUACGACGUGCUCUUGAAGGCCGUCCACGAAGUCGUAGAAAAGGAAAACUUACAACCAGUCGAUGGUUUCCUCUUGAAGAUCAUACAAACGUUCGAAAUGAUGAUCGUGCGUCACGGAUUCAUGCUGGUCGGAGAACCUUUCGGUGGUAAAACGUCGGUUUUGUACACGUUGGCCGCGGCUCUGACUUUGAUGCACGAGUGGGGCAACGAGAACGGUGCAGUGACCAAGUACUUCACGAUCAAUCCCAAGUCCAUCACUUUGGGACAGCUGUACGGGUUCUUCGACCCGGUUUCGUCCGAAUGGACGGACGGCGUGUGCGCCGUCGCGUUCCGGAACUAUUGCAUGGAGGACACACCCGACAGGAAAUGGAUCAUCUUCGACGGGCCGGUCGACGCCGUUUGGAUCGAGAACCUGAACACCGUCCUCGACGACAACAAGAAGCUCUGCCUGACCUCCGGCGAGGUGAUGCAAAUGUCCAACGAAAUGUCGAUGAUCUUCGAGGCUAUGGACCUUCUGCACGCCUCGCCCGCCACGGUGUCCCGCUGCGGGAUGAUCUACAUAGAGCCGCGCGUUCUGGGCUGGCAGCCGUUCUUCCGUUCCUGGCUGAACAUCCUCAACCCAGAUUGGAAGGAAAGCCAUCAGGAGAUCAUCGAGCAACUGUUCCAGUGGCUGAUCGAUCCCUGCUUGGAAUUCAUCCGAAAAAGUUGUCGCGUGAUCAUAACCGCUGGACAGAUUCAUCAGGUCCUGUCGACCAUGAAUCUAUUCCAGAUCUUCAUGGACGACGCCGUCGAACUGAAUCCCAAAACGUUCGAGCAGUUCAUCCUGGCGUGGAUGCAGGCUACCAUGUUGCUCUCGGUCGUUUGGGGCGCUGCUGGCACCUUGGAUCAUGAUUCCCGCUCCAAGUUCAACGCCUAUUAUCUCAGCCUGUGGAAGAACGAACAAACGGAACACCCGCUGCCCGAAUUUCUCGUCGAAGGUUUGAUCUCUCUUCCUACGGACGAGUUGAUACACGAUUGUUUCUACACGUACCGGGGCAGAGGCGCGUGGAGACGGUAUGCCGACAUCGCGAGGCAAGAGGAGUUCCUGGAAACGGGAAGCAUCGUUCAGAUGAUAAUACCCACCAUCGACACCGUCAAGUAUCAGACCUUAUUCCUGAAGCACGUUAAGCAUCGCAGACGUUUCCUUCUAUACGGCGAAACAGGCACCGGGAAGAGCAUCUACAUCAAAGACCUGAUCAUGAACAAGCUGAGCGAAGAAGAAUACUUGCCGCAUUUCGUCACGUUCACUCCGCAGAUAACUGCCGCGCAGACCCAGGAGUUGAUCGUGCUGAAGCUCUAUAGGAGACGCCGGACCCAGUACGGUCCGCUACCCGGUACGCACUGCGUCGUGUUCAUCGACGACGUCAACAUGCCCGCGAAAGAAACCUAUGGCUCUCAGCCACCCAUCGAACUCCUGCGGCAAUUCUUCGACCAUGGAAUUUGGUUCGACCUCAAACAGCCGGAAAUCAUUCAUAUAUUCGACACUAUGUUCGUCUGCGCCAUGGCACCGCCUGGCGGCAGCAGACAGGAGCUCUACCAGAGAUUUCUCAGGCACUUCAAUCUGUUCAGCAUCAGCAACUUUUCCGAGGACACCGUCACCAGAAUCUUCACGACCAUCGCGUUCAUUGGGCUGCAACGGAACGGCUUCACUACAGCGGUUAUGCCAACGAUCAUGGAGAUCGUGGGCGCGACGAUGAACGUCUAUCGUAACGCUCAGAAGGAGCUCAGACCGACGCCCACCAAGUCUCACUAUCUCUUCAAUCUGCGGGAUUUCGCGCGCGUGAUAACCGGAUGCGUGAUGAUCAGAGAGGAGUCCGUCGAAUCGAAGACGGACUUUACCAAGCUGUGGGUCCACGAGAUCCUGAGGGUCUUCGGGGAUCGGUUGGUCGACGAAUUCGACCGACGAUGGCUCUUUCUGAAGAUCCAGGACGUGGUCGGUAGCAACCUGAAAGAAUCGUUCGAGACAGUGUUCGGCUAUCUGCCAAAAUUCGACGAUCAUUUGACGGAGGAAAGUCUCCAGAGUCUUCUGUUCGGUAACUUCAUGGACGUGGACACUAUACCUGCUGAUCGUCGCUACGAAGAAGUGAAGUCGAUGGACGAGUACUUGGAAGUGGCGAUCUCCUGUCUGGAAGAUUACAAUCUCACGAAUAGGCACAAAUUGGACAUUGUUCUGUUCCGUUACGCUCUCGAGCAUCUCGCGAGAAUAUGUCGUAUACUGGUGAUUCCUUGCGGUAGUCUGUUGAUGGUAGGCGUGGGUGGUUCCGGUAGGCAGUCGCUAACGAGAUUGGCUGCCAGUAUGGUUGGUCAGGGUCUGUUUCAACCGGAGAUAGGUAGCACGUAUGGCUUGCAAGAGUGGAGGGACGAUAUAAAAAAGGUACUUCUGAAUUCCGGCGGCGCAGGAAAAGAUCACGUGUUUCUGUUCACGGAGGGACAAAUCAAGGAUGAAAUUUUCCUGAACGACAUAGACAGCUUGCUGAACUCUGGCGAAGUGCCCAAUCUUUUCACCAUAGAAGAGAGGCAAGAGAUUAUCGAAACCACACGAUUAGCAGCGCAGGGUGGCAACCGUAACUUGGACAUAUCGGUCCUCGCGGUCCUGGCGUACUUCGUGAACCGUUGCAAAGAGAAGUUGCACAUACUGUUGUGCUUCAGCCCCAUUGGAGACACGUUCAGGAUCAGGCUACGUCUGUACCCGAGCCUCGUGAAUUGUUGCACGAUCGACUGGUUCGACGUCUGGCCGGAGGACGCCCUGGAGCAGGUGGCUCUGCGCAGCACCACCGACAUCAACGUCGACGAAGAAGUGAAGGUCAACGCCGUGGCCUCCAGCAAAUAUUUUCACGUCUGCGCCAAAGACAUCAGCGUUCGAUUUUAUAAUCUCACCGGUAGACAAACUUACAUCACAACGGCGGGCUUUCUGGACCUUAUACGAACGUACUCGGAACUCAUGAAAGAGAAGCAAGAAGAACUUACGUUCGCCAGAGAUCGAUACAUCAACGGAUUGGAUAAACUGCUAUACGCGGCUGAGCAAAUUGACCAAAUGAGAAUAACAUUGUCGGAAUUGCGGCCGCAACUCGAAGCAUCAGCGAACGAAACGGCUGAGACUAUGAAGAAGAUCGAGACGGAGAAUAUAAGCGUUGAGAAGACGAGGAUCAUGGUAAAGAGGGACGAGGACAUGGCGAACGUGCAGGCCAAAAUCGCGAUGAAUCUGAAGACGGAGUGCGAAGCAGACCUGGCGGAAGCUUUGCCAGCUUUGGAAGACGCGAUUGCGGCUCUGAACACACUGAAGCCCGCUGACAUAGCGGUCGUAAGAACGAUGAGAAGCCCUCCUGCCGGAGUGAGGCUCGUGAUGGCCGCAGUAUGCGUGAUGUUGGACAUCCCACCCGCCAAAAUCGAAGAUCCUGCGACUGGUAGGAAGGUGAUAGAUUACUGGAGUCCUAGUAAACGUUUGUUAGGGGACAUGAGAUUUUUAGAAACCUUGCGACAGUACGAUAAGGACAACAUUCCUGUGCGCAUAAUGCAGGAAAUUAAAGAGAAGUAUAUGACGGACAAAAACUUCGAGCCAAAAGUCGUAGCGAGAGCAUCGUCAGCGGCGGAGGGCAUCUGCAAAUGGGUCAGAGCUAUGGUUUUGUACGACGAGGUCGCGAAAGUCGUCGCGCCAAAAAGAGCAAAGCUGGACGACGCGCAGCGCGAUUACGAGAAUACCGUCAAGUUCUUGAACGAGAGGCGUGAAAUGCUAGCCGAGCUCACCGAGAAGCUGGCCAUCCUCAACGAAAAUCUGGAAAUAACCCUGGCGAAGAAAAUUCAGCUUGAAAACGAGGUGACAAACUGUAGGAACAAACUGAUGAGGGCCGAGAAAUUAAUCAGCGGUUUGGGGGGUGAGAAGGACCGCUGGACAGCGGCAGCAAAGAGUUUACAACAGUCCUACGACACUCUGCCUGGCGAUAUUUUAAUCUCGUGCGGUAUGAUAGCAUACUUAGGACCGUUCACGACGAACUAUCGCGUCGAGAGUCUGGACAAAUGGAGAGCUUACGUGAAAAACUUGAGGAUACCGUGCUCGGAUAGUUACGACUUCGUCGAGGUCCUGGGAUCCGAGAUUAAGAUCAAUUCUUGGAAUAUUUACGGUUUACCGCGGGACUCGUUCUCCACGGAGAACGCGAUCAUUAUGGACAACUCGAAGAGGUGGAGUUUGUUCGUCGAUCCUCAGAGCCAAGCGAACAGAUGGAUCCGCAAUAUGGAGAAACAGAACGAACUCGAGAUCGUGAAAUUGACGGAUGCGGAUUACAUGGAUAUUAUAGAACAAGCUAUAGAAUAUGGAAAACCAGUGCUGAUCGAAAACGUUCUCGAAGAACUGGCGGCGCCCCUUGAUCCUAUUCUAAUGAAAUCUAUAUACAAAAUGGCUGCUCUGUGGUUCAUCACGCUUGGCGAGAAAGUAAUCGAAUAUAGUUUACGCUUUAGACUAUACAUCACAACGAAGCUACGCAAUCCGCAUUACCUGCCGGAGGUGUUCAACAAAGUAACGCUGAUUAAUUUUGCCUUAACGAUAAGUGGUUUGGAGGAUCAGCUUUUAGGUAUAGUGGUUGCGAAGGAAAGACCAGAUUUGCAGGAAAAGCGAGAAUAUCUGAUCGUUCAGAGCGCCGCGAAUAGAAAAGCUUUACAGCAAGUGGAAGACAAUAUUCUGAGGACGUUAUCAGCAUCCGGUGCGAGUAUCUUAGAGGACGAGGAAGCCAUUGAGAUCCUAGACUCGUCCAAGAUCCUCUCCAUCGAUAUAUUGAAGAAACAAUCCGCUGCGAAAAAGACGGAAACGCAGAUCGAAGGUUUUCGUCAAAAUUACAAACCCAUUGCGAAACAUAGUUCUGCUCUGUACUACACGAUCACCGAUCUACCCAACAUCGAUCCGAUGUAUCAGUAUUCGUUGAUGUGGUUCAUCAAUUUGUACGUUAACUCCAUCGAAACUGCGAACAGGAGUAAAAUUCUCGAAAGGAGGCUCAUGUUUUUGCGGGAAACUUUCACUUACACCCUGUACCAGAACGUUUGCAGAUCGUUAUUCGAAAAAGACAAGGUCUUAUACUCGUUCGUUUUGUACACGACGAUCUUACUGACGGAGAACGCGAUCACGAAAGAAGAGAUAACGUUCUUUUUAACCGGAGGCGUCGCCUUGGCUGAAAUCCCCAGAAAUCCCGCGUCCGAUUGGCUUCCGGAAAGAUCGUGGGGCGAGAUUUGCAGAGUGCGCAUUCUACCAAGUUUCGCCAACUUUCAGACAAAUUUCCUUCGAAACCUGAACGCGUGGAAGGACUAUUACGACUUAUUGGACCCGGAGAAUUCACCGAUACCGGAUCCGUGGGAGAAAACUUUGACUCCGUUUCAAAAGCUGAUCGUCGUAAGAAUGAUCAGAACCGACAAAGUGAUGAUCAUGAUACAACGAUUCGUCGAGGCCGGAAUGGGCUUACACUUCAUCGUACCUCCGCCCUUCGAUAUCUCCAAGUCUUUCGCGGAUUCGAAUUCCCUGGUACCGUUGAUCUUUAUCCUCUCUCCGGGCUCCGAUCCGAUGGAGGCGUUGACAAACUUUGCGGAGAGCAUGAACUUCACGGAGAAAUUUCAUUCGAUCUCGCUGGGGCAAGGCCAAGGGCCGAUCGCUCAGAAGCUAAUCGACAAAGGACAAGGCGAUGGAGAGUGGAUCUGCUUGCAAAACUGUCACCUGGCCGCUUCCUGGAUGCCCACGCUGGAGGCCAUCUGCGAACACUUCGAUCCUUCUAACACGCACUCCCACUUUCGUCUCUGGCUCACUAGCUAUCCUUCGGAUCAGUUUCCUAUUACGAUUCUGCAAAAUGGCGUCAAAAUGACCAACGAACCUCCGACCGGGUUGCAGAAUAACAUCAUGAGAUCGUACAAAUCCGAGGCAGCCAGAGACCCAAACUUUUUCGACACUGACUUGAAGAAAAAGAGAGCGUACGCGAAGCUGCUCUACGCUUUGUGUUUCUUUCACGCCGUGGUGCAAGAGAGGCGAAAUUACGGAGCGCAGGGUUGGAACAUUAAAUAUGGCUUUAACGAAUCCGACCUUCAAAUAUCCGCCCAACAACUUCAAUUGUACAUAAACGAUUACAGCGACGUUCCGUUCAAAGCGAUCGUGUAUCUCACAGGGGAGUGCAAUUACGGUGGCAGAGUCACGGACGACAGAGAUCGAAGAUGCUUGAAUACGAUAUUGCAGGAUUUUUUUAACAAAGACGUGAUCACGGAUCCGAACUACUCUUUCGCGGUCGUCGGCCAGGAAUACUCCCUACCGAAAAGACACGAAUACGAAGACUACAUCAAGCAGAUCGAAGGGAUUCCUUUGAAUCCACCGCCAGAGACGCUCGGAUUGCAUAUGAAUGCAGGAAUAACGCGGGACCUCGAGCUGGCGAACAAUUUCUUCGAAUCGAUGAUGUUGAUUCAGGGAACGGUGACGGUAGGCGAUACCUCUAAGCAGGAUGAGAUACUACUGAACAUAAAAAAAGACAUAUACGAUAAAAUGCCCGCGCUGUUCGACAUCGAAGAAGCGCAGAAACGAUAUCCAGUCAUGUACAUGGAAUCCAUGAACACGGUACUGAUACAAGAAUUAGAGAGGUACAACACUCUUUUGUACGAAGUUCGAAGAUCCCUCGAUAUGCUUGAAAAAGCGGUGGAAGGGCUAAUAGUGAUGACUCCUGCGCUCGAAGUUUUAGCUAUUCAUAUAUUGAACGCGAAAAUACCACCGUCCUGGACGAAAGCGUGCGCCUAUCCGACUCUGAAACCAUUAUCAGGCUUCGUCAAAGACUUUCUCGAUCGAUUGAAUUUCUUCCAAAAAUGGUUGACAGAGGGAAUGCCAAAGACUUUCUGGAUAUCCGGGUUCUCGUUCGCGCACGGUUUCCUCACAGCGGCCACGCAAAACUUUGCAAGAAAAUACAAGAUACCCAUCGAUCAAAUCGAUUUCGAUUACAAGGUUCUCGUUUCAUGCAUUUCUUAAUUGUAAUCCGACUAAAUCGACAUUGAUUUUGCGGCGACAUUUAAAAAUUGUAAGAUACGUUAUAGUUUUCGCAAUUCGUUAGGUAUUUCCUACGUUUGAGUUAAAUACUUCGCCAACGGAUGGCGUUUACGUUUACGGCAUGUAUCUGGUCGGUGCAAGAUGGGAUAUGCCGAGUAUGCUACUCGAAGAAAGUUAUCCGAAAAUCCUUUGGGAACCUA